AUGGAGAGAGUAAUCUUUCCGGCUGGGAUACCAAGAAAACAGAGAACUGCUCGUCCACAACCGCUAAAAAAUGUUACUUGGGGCUCACGUUUCCCAAAGGAUCCAAUCCCACUUUGGCUUUUGAAGAAAAUGGCGGAGCUUCAUGGUGUUGAACCAGUUCUGAUCGUCAAAGAUAAAGUAUUGAAGGAAACCGAUCUUGCUCCAUCUCAAGGAAGACUCUUUUUGCCUCCUUCUCAGGUUUUAACUAAAAGUUUUCUGAAUGGUGUUGAAUUGGCGAUUCUCGAUUCACAUCCGGUAGUAGGCGUUGGGGCUGCCUUUAUUGGAAUAAACUCACAAAGGUUCAAUCUUGAGCUGAGGAAAUGGGUUAAUGGAUUAGUUUUGACAAUCGGCUGGAAACAAGUUAUCGCCUCCAAGCUGUACAAGGUCGGCGACAAGUAUCCGUUGUGGUGCUUCCGCUUGAGAAACGAAGAUAAUAAGCUGUGCUUCGCCCUGGUUCCCGAGUCUCUCGAAGAAGAAAAGUGGUAUGAAGAUGCUAUAUUACUCCAAGCUCUCCCUCAAGACCAUGUCCACGUUUGUUCGCCGAUUCCCGACGAGGUAAAGAGUCUCGCCGACGUGGAAGAGGUGGCUUCCUAUUUCAGCGACCAGUGA
Molecule: messenger RNA, 648 nt
Organism: Microthlaspi erraticum
Lineage: Eukaryota; Viridiplantae; Streptophyta; Magnoliopsida; Brassicales; Brassicaceae
Source: the annotation of a GenBank genome assembly